Odobenus rosmarus divergens (Pacific walrus) is the source of this 1395-nucleotide messenger RNA. It is a transcript of the gene ZRSR2, whose product is annotated as zinc finger (CCCH type), RNA-binding motif and serine/arginine rich 2. The transcript is spliced from 11 exons. Gene Ontology annotation, molecular function: metal ion binding; pre-mRNA 3'-splice site binding. Lineage: Eukaryota; Metazoa; Chordata; Mammalia; Carnivora; Odobenidae. Bases 1 to 1395 code for a protein of 464 amino acids. The record is from RefSeq and is a predicted model, not a curated record. Gene Ontology annotation, biological process: mRNA splicing, via spliceosome. Gene Ontology annotation, cellular component: spliceosomal complex; U2AF complex.
AUGGCGGCGCCUGAGAAGAUGAUGUUUCCGGAGAAACCGAGCCACAAAAAGUACAGGGCCGCCCUGAAGAAGGCGAAACGAAAGAAACGACGGCAGGAACUGGCUCGAUUGAGGGACUCAGGACUCUCACAGAAGGAGGAGGAGGAUGCUUUUAUUGAAGAACAACACCUAGAAGAAGAGAAGCUGUUGGAGAUAGAGAGGCAAAAAUUACAUGAGGCAUGGUUACUUCGGGAGCAGAAGGCACAAGAAGAAUUCAGAAGAAAGAGGGAAAAGGAAGAGGCAGCUAGAAAACGGCAGGAAGAACAAGAGAGAAAAUUAAAGGAAGAAUGGGAAGAGCAGCAGAGAAAGGAGAGAGAAGAGGAGGAACAGAAACUACAGGAGAAGAGAGAGAGAGAGGAAGCUGUGCAGAAGAUGCUGGAGCAGGCUGAAAAUGAGUUGGAAAAUGGUGCCACAUGGCAAAACCCAGAGCCACCCGUGGACUUAAGGAUAAUGGAGAAAGAUCGAGCUAAUUGUCCAUUCUACAGUAAAACAGGAGCGUGCAGAUUUGGAGAUAGGUGUUCACGUAAACACAAUUUCCCAACCUCGAGCCCCACACUCCUUAUUAAAAGCAUGUUCACAACGUUUGGAAUGGAGCAGUGCAGAAGGGAUGACUAUGACCCGGAUGCCAGCCUAGAGUACAGUGAAGAGGAAACCUACCAGCAGUUCCUGGACUUCUAUGAUGACGUGCUUCCCGAGUUCAAGAACGUGGGGAAAGUGAUCCAGUUCAAGGUCAGCUGCAACUUGGAACCUCAUCUGAGGGGCAAUGUGUAUGUUCAGUAUCAAUCGGAAGAAGAAUGUCAAGCAGCCCUUUCCCUGUUUAAUGGACGAUGGUACGCAGGACGGCAGCUCCAGUGCGAAUUCUGCCCAGUGACCCGAUGGAAAAUGGCAAUUUGUGGUUUGUUUGAAAUACAACAGUGCCCACGAGGAAAACACUGCAACUUCCUGCAUGUGUUCCGAAAUCCCAACAAUGAGUUUUGGGAGGCCAACAGAGACAUCUACCUGUCUCCUGAUCGGACUGGCCCCUCCUUCGGUAAGGGCCCGGAGAGGAGAGACAGGACGGGCCACCACGAGGAGUACUAUGGGAGGCCCAGGAGGAGACGGAGCCCUAGCCCAUCGCACUCCUACAAGAGGAACGGGGAAGCAGAGAGGAAGAGGAGAAGCAGGCGCCGGGGCCAGAAGUCUCACAAACACAUGGCAAAGAGUCGCGAGAGGCACAGUUCAAGAAGUAGAGCAAGGAAAAGGGCCCGCAGCCGGGGCUGGGGCAGUGGGAGCCAGAGCUCCUCUAGGUCCAGGAGCCGCGGCAGGAGGAGGUCAGGCAGCAGAGACAGAACUCUUCAGAGCCCCAAAUGCAAAUAA